Thyridium curvatum is the source of this 374-nucleotide messenger RNA. RefSeq lists its product as uncharacterized. The record is from RefSeq and is a predicted model, not a curated record. The annotation marks the transcript as partial. The transcript has a single exon. Lineage: Eukaryota; Fungi; Ascomycota; Sordariomycetes; Thyridiales; Thyridiaceae.
AUGGAGAUCUCCAAGAUGAGCGAUCCCACCGGCAAGGUCUACCGCCCGGUGCACUACAUCGCCGCGGUCUGCGCCGCGAUGUACACCAAGGAAGCGCUGGAGUGGGCCGCUAAGAACGGCGGCGCCACCGGCGACAACGUGGUGAAGGCCUUCUACCAGAAGAAGGACUGGGUGCCGGCCGGGCUAGAAGGCGUCUGCAUUCCCUCGACCUGGACCGACAAGGACCACCGCGGCACCACCACGGUGAACCUGUAUCGCUCGCGCGUAAGUGGCGCAACCGACGGCGACCUCAACGACCUGAUGGCCAAGGGCACGAUCAAGAUCGAGAAGGUCAAGACCGUCGAGCUGCCGCGCAAGGCCGAAUGGCUGGGGUG